Nematolebias whitei (Rio pearlfish) is the source of this 879-nucleotide messenger RNA. RefSeq lists its product as uncharacterized. The record is from RefSeq and is a predicted model, not a curated record. The transcript has 6 exons. Bases 156 to 863 code for a protein of 235 amino acids. NCBI's taxonomy places the organism in Eukaryota, Metazoa, Chordata, Actinopteri, Cyprinodontiformes, Rivulidae.
GUUUUGCUUUGUAACCGUCUCCCCGCUGAUUUUGAAACGAUUUUGUUCAAACCUUGAGUGUGAACAGAAUUGUUUGUGAGCUCAGAGAUUUCUCAAAUUGUGUUAUAAUUCUUUUUUCUUUUCAUUCAUCGAUUUCACAGCUACUUGUUAUCAAGAUGCCUAAACUCAAAUCACACCGUCGAUCCGAAGCUGCACGCAGUAGAAUCCAAGCAGUUGUGGGUGGACGUGUAGGUACAAGAGACGUGUCCUGUGACUUUGUUCCACAGCGUGGUUCCGGUUUUCGCCACAAAGUGAACGAGUGGCCAGUGAGUGAAGUUACGAACAAAUUUCACAAGUUGGUCAUUCCAGACAAACCCCCUCGUGCAGAUGCAUAUUUUGUUCUUCUCAUUGGCGAUUCCCAUUUGAGAUCUUUUGCGGAUGGCAUUGUUCCGGUUUCAGAUAAACAUCUCGACUUUGGAAUCAUGUGUACUCCUGGUGCCAGUGCAGCUCAACUGCGCAGAGAGGUAUUACAUGCUGUAGUACCUCGGGAGCCUGAUGCUGUAUGUGUAAUGGCACCAUCGAACAACCUAACAACCAGCGUUGAGCCAGAAGAGGCAGGCCAUGAAUUUGAGAAAUAUCUGAUUGCGGUCUGCAGCCAAUGGCCUAAGUCUAAGAUAUUCUGUACUGGAAUGGUGCCCCGCUUAACAGAACCCAGUGACAAGCAAACUCUGUUUCAACACGAGUUUCAUCGGAGAUCCAGUAAGCUAGGGAUUCCUUGUUAUUCCAUAUCUGACAAGUUACCCCUAUCCCAUCUGGAUUUGUGGUGUCGUGAUGGCGUAAGUAUAUCCUCAUUUGACAUUUUACACUAUUACAUUUCUAUGUAAUGCUAAUUUUAUCUGU